Messenger RNA from Closterium sp. Naga37s-1, 600 nucleotides. The record is from the annotation of a GenBank genome assembly. NCBI's taxonomy places the organism in Eukaryota, Viridiplantae, Streptophyta, Zygnematophyceae, Desmidiales, Closteriaceae.
AUGUCGCGCUUGUCUCACGCUGCCGCCACCUCUCUGGCGACGGUGACCAAGCUGCGCCCCUCUCCUGCCGCCGCCGAUCCACGGGCACGCGCCCGUCCCCGCCAUCUUCCCUUCCCCGCUGCCGCCUGCCGAGCGGCGAGCGAAAUUCCCCGCCCGUCCUCCUCUCCCACUGCUCCUGCGGGCCGGCUGUCCACGCCACCCCGCUUCGCUCCUCUUGCCGCUGGCCGCGCCUUUCCGCCGAACUGGACCCUUCCUCGUGUCCCUCUCCCCGCCGCCAGUAGUGACUGGAUGCGCGUGGCUCGUCCUCUUCGCCUUCCCUGCGCAUCACCUGCCUGCCUGGCGAUAGUGCGCCGUCUCCGACCCGCCGCCCGGCGACGCCGGCGCGCACGCCCCAGUCCCGCCGCUUCCUGCGCCCGCCGCCCGUCGAGUGCGCGAGGGUUGACAGGCUGCCGCUCCCACCGCCGCGGUUCUUCCCUUGCUGCGCGCAGCCCGCCCAUGUCGCUUCUGCUGCGUUCUCCUUGCGCCCCACUAGUGCCGGCGCGCACGCCCCAGUCCCGCCGCUCCUGUCGACGCAGCCCCUCCGCGCUCUGCUCCUCCUGA